AGGUGAGGACUAGCUGUUAUUUACAAAUAUAUAUGUAAAAUAUUGUGUUUGUUUUUUUGCAAAAUUUGUAUAUUCUGGAGGUGUCAAAUAAAUGUAGAAAUGAGCUGUGAAGAUAAAAAGGAUUUAGCUAAAUUAGAAGGGCAAAUAAGUCUGUUGAAACAGGAGCAUGCCAAGCUUCAACUUGCCUAUGCUGAACUAGAUAAGAAAUAUAGGGAAGAAGUUUCUACGUUACCGGUAGGCAACGAACAUAUAAGCAGUUUUGUGUCUAGUUUAAUGAAGACUGUUGCAAGUCUUUAUAAUAACAAACUUUAUUCCGAUAUAAAUGUUAAAAUCGGCGGUGGAACUAAACCCGCCCAUAAAUUUGUUUUACAUUCACGAUCAGAAGAUUGGACCGAAGAAAUUUUAAAUUCUACCGGAGAACUUGACUGGAGUAGUAUUGAAGAAGAUAUCGGAAUUGCGUUAUUACGGUGGAUUUAUACCGACGUUGCAGAAUUGGAAAAUGAUACAAUUGCUUUGGGACUUUUGCGUGCAUCGUAUUGUUUUAAAUUACCCGGAUUAUUAGUAGUAUGUGAGCGUGCUUUAGUGAAAUCGGUUAAUAUCCGUACAUGUGUAAAGUUUUAUUGUGUUGCUGAAGAAGUAGGUGCAAUGGUACUAUUGGAAUAUUGUUCUAAUUUCAUAUCUACACAUUGGGAUGAUUUUACUUCACAAGAUUUUGACGAUAUGUCGGCGCCGCUGUUAUACAAAAUAUUAAAUAGCAAAACUAAAUAUCCCCUUCAUGCUGCCGUGCGAUUGUUAAGAGAAGAUGUCGUUUCCUUAUUUUUAUCAGAAAACAGCAGCAAAAUAGCGGAAUUUAGUAACUGCAUAUCCGACCAAGGAUAUUUGCCACUCCAAUUAGCUUUGACAUCGAAAAAUCUCGCAAUAGCAGAAACUUUGGUGAAAAAUGGUUUUGCGAAUAUAAAUGCGUAUGAUGCAGAGGGUUUCCCUUUGUUAGUAAGAUCUAUUCAAGACUGCGAUGAAUUUGCCGCGAAUUUUUUAUUAGAUCAUGGCUGUGAAAUAAAUCUUAAAGCCAGAAAUUCUGGGAAUACUGCUAUACACAUAAUUUGCGAAUAUUCUCCCUUAAAAGGGGAGAAGGGUGCUUUUGAAACUAUUAUAAGUAUUGCCAAAAAGAUACUGUCACUUGAACCAGAUGUCAACGUUCAAAAUGAUUAUGGGGAAACUCCUCUCCAUAAAGCAAUAUUAUCUGGCAAUGACGAAAUGGUGGAUAUGUUGCUUUCUGUACGCAGUUUAGAUGUUAAUUUGCAAACAAUCGAGGAUAAAUCCGCCCUAGAAAUGUGCCUAUUAAAUUCUAAAGACUCUUGGCGUAUUCCCACAAAACUAAUAGAACUCGGGGCCAACGUAAACCGAAUAAAGGAAUCUACUCAAGAGAGUUUGUUACAGAUUUUGACGAAAAACGAUUUAGAGGAAGCUGCAAUUUUUUUGUCAGAUUAUGGAGAUUUUAAUCACGUUGAUGCUGAAGGAUUUACAGUACUCCAUUUAGCUGCGAAAAAGAGCUUAUCAAAUUUAGUAGCUAAACUGCUAGAAAUUGGAGCAAAUCCAAAUGUUCAGCUAGAAAAAUCCCAAAUGAAGACACCUAUUCAUUUAGCGGUGGAAGCCGACGCUGUCGGAGUACUAGAAAAAUUCGUAAAUCUAAAACAUUCGCUUCCAGAGCUAAUGCCAGAUUUUGACUCCAAAGAUUCUAAUGGAAAUACUCCAUUAAGCCUUAGCAUAGAAUUAGGACGAAGCCAUCUUAUUUCUCUUCUAAUAGAUGGUGGAGCGAAUGUUAAUGCUCGAAACGGUGAAGACUUGACCCUCCUGCACCAAUCGAUUUUAAAUAAGGAUACAGAAACUGCUCUUUUACUUUUGCAACAUGGUGCCGAUGCAUGCUGUCUAACUGGCGACAAAAAAUCACCCUUACGGCUAGCUAUCAACUCUCAUAUGCCGAAAGUAGUCGAUUACUUAUGUUCUAAAGGGGUUGCUUUACACUCAUCCAUUGAUGGCAUUAAAGAUCCGCCUCUUUGGACAAGUCUAGAGCUUGGAUAUGAAGACAUUGCUCAGAUAUUAUUGCGCCACGGCGCUGAUACAGAUUGCUGGGAUGACGGACCAGAUGGUUGCCUUCAAACUUUAUUACAUCGUGCCAUAGAUGAAAAUAAGGAAGUCAUUGCAAUUUUCUUGAUAAAAAGUCAAUGUGAUAUUGAUUCUCCUCGCCAACCUGGUCCUAAUGGUGAAGGGGGAGAUGAAGCUAAUGAUAAAGCAUCUCCAUUGCAUGAAUGCUGUCAAUGGGGUCUAACCAAAGUAUUACAAGCUUUAAUCGACCAUGGCGCGAAUGUAAAUGCUCUAGAUAUAAACAAUCAAACUCCAAUACAUAUUGCAAUUAGAAAUCAACACGAAGAAGCUAUAUCUAUUUUACUAUGUCACCCGAAUAUUGACCUAAGAAUACGAGACAAAGAAGGAAAUACUCCUUUCGCGCAAGCCCUCAUUGUUCGAAAUCAUAAAGCCGCAGAACGAAUAUUAGGUCGAUUACCAAACGCUGCAGAGCAAAUGGACCAUCGCGGACGCAACUUUCUUCACUUAGCAAUACUGAAAGAUGAUUUGGAAGAAACCCUUUUCUUAUUGUCAGUUAAAGUAGAUGUAAACUCUAGGGUCCAUGAUGUAAAUCAAUCUACCCCCUUACAUUUAGCAGCCACUUCGCAAAAUGAGAUGAUUAUGAGGACCCUGAUUCUAGCAGGCGCUCGUGUUAGUGAGAGAGAUGCUAUUCAAAAAACACCACUUCACGUUGCAGCUGAGCGGGGCAACUUGAUUGCAAUAACGGCACUUCUACAGAAUAAUACAGACUACGAUGCCAUUGAUGGUGAAGGAAAUAACGCGUUACAUAUUGCGGUCCGGAAAGGAUAUUUAAGUGUUGUAAGAGAGCUAUUAACAGAAUCAAGAAUCGACGCAGAGGCAAUAAAUAACAAAGGUCGAACGCCACUUCAUGAAUUAUGCCGCACUGGUGAGGAUACUGGUGCUGCUGCUAUUUGUGACUUUUUUAUUGAGUGUAUGCCAAAAUACCCAAUAAAUAUGCCGGAUGCAGAUGGAAACACACCUCUAUUACUUGCAUUCAUGCGGGGUCAAUCACCAUUAUGCAAAGCUUUGGUGAAAUAUGGAGCUUGUCUUGGAACAGAAAAUAGGGACGGAGUUAAUAUAUUUAACUUUAAAUUAGCUACAGAUCAACUUUUACACAACCUGCUUGAUCAACUAUCACAGGAGUCUCCAUGGUCUGAAUCAGAUGUGUGUCAAGAAUGUCGCAUAAAAUUUUCUCUUACAAUACGCAAACAUCACUGCCGUCAUUGUGGGCGCGUUUUAUGUUCCAAAUGCUCAAAUAAUGAAGCUCCGAUCCUCAAAUUUGGCUUAAAUAAACCCACGCGUGUAUGUUUCACGUGUUUUGACGUUUUACAUGGAGGAAGCCGGUCUUUCCAAUGAGGGUAGAAGUUUACUAAAACAUGUGCUGCUGCUGCAAGAUGAGAAGUGUCCCUCAACAUGCCCCAUUAACAGAACUUUCCGUACAAUAAUAUUGAGUACGCUUAAAUAAAAACAAUGUAAAGAGUUAUGAAAAAUGAAAUAGUUAAUUAAUUGACAAUAUAUUAUGAUCACAACAUGUACAGGUCCCUCCUCAUCAUAUAUUUUUCACUUCUAUCUGCUGAGAGAACAAAGAAAAUUGGAUAAGCCGUUCAUCUGCAUUUUU
This is a messenger RNA of Ceratitis capitata (Mediterranean fruit fly), 3760 nucleotides long. RefSeq names its product rabankyrin-5. The transcript is spliced from 8 exons. Gene Ontology annotation, cellular component: cytoplasm. The coding region runs from base 100 to 3498 and encodes 1132 amino acids. The record is from RefSeq and is a predicted model, not a curated record. NCBI's taxonomy places the organism in Eukaryota, Metazoa, Arthropoda, Insecta, Diptera, Tephritidae. Gene Ontology annotation, molecular function: metal ion binding; protein binding.